AUGGGCCCACGGCACCAUCGCCUCUACCGCGGACAUCGCGCCAAGUCCCUCAACAUCACUGAAGAAGAACUGGUCGAGAUCCGAGGUGCAGAGAGAACUUUUGAUGGCGCAUACUGGCGUACUGCCUUAAAGGCCUUUUCUAUGGGCAUGAUCAUCAUCCGCCUCUUCACCAACACCUUUUACAAGAUUGGUAUCAUCUUUGUGGUCUUUGGGAUGGCUCUGCUCGGAAUCUCAAUCCUUCGGAGAAAGGCAGCAGGCGACGUCUUCGACCAACGCAAACCUUUCGAGACAUCCGGCUUCUGGGUCAUGAUCACAACCUUUGUCACCACCGUAACCUAUCUUAUCAUGUUUGUCAUGAUCAUGAAGCUCUAG
This is a messenger RNA of Gamsiella multidivaricata, 372 nucleotides long. RefSeq lists its product as uncharacterized. The record is from RefSeq and is a predicted model, not a curated record. NCBI's taxonomy places the organism in Eukaryota, Fungi, Mortierellomycota, Mortierellomycetes, Mortierellales, Mortierellaceae. The transcript is spliced from 2 exons. The coding region runs from base 1 to 372 and encodes 123 amino acids.